Molecule: messenger RNA, 669 nt
Organism: Clonostachys solani
Lineage: Eukaryota; Fungi; Ascomycota; Sordariomycetes; Hypocreales; Bionectriaceae
Source: the annotation of a GenBank genome assembly
AUGCAGUGCAUGGACAGGGCCACCACUGCAGCCCAGCGUCGAAUUACCGAGCUUUCAUUCCUCUGGGGCCCUAAGGGGCUUCUUCGCGUUGCUUUCGAGAGCACUGGCCAGGAAACAUCAAGCGACUUCUGCAACAUUGUCAAUCGUAUGGUUGAUGAUUGGGAGCGUAUAAGCCUCUCGACGAUGAAACGGCGGGAAAAAACGGCCAAGGAAGCUAGGACGAUACUUGGCGAGCUUUCCCAAACCCAAUCCGACUACACUAAUGUGAAAGAGCCUUCCGGACCCCUCACUCUCGAGGAUAAAAUCUCGGGAGUUCUACGAGACCUCAACUCGAUCAAGCAGCAAAUCGACGAGGCAUAUUGCCGUAAAAUGGAAUCAUUAUUGGUUACCGUCACUUCUCGGUUCCAACUGGGAGAGCUUGAUAGCCUCUUUCUUCCUGAUACUGAAGAAGGACCAACCAACGAUGACCGUAAGACGAGAGGUGCAACCCUAAAGCCAACCCAAACCAACCGGACUCAAAUCCAGAGGGAUUUACUUAAGUCAGAAAUAAGUAAGGCAAACCAAGAAGCCGAAAAAGCGGAGGCGGACAUCAAGAGCCGUCGCAUUGAGCUUCAAACCGUGACGGGGAUUGCUCAGGGAAUUGUUGAGGGUCUGAAAGGAGUUUAUUGA